Messenger RNA from Pongo pygmaeus (Bornean orangutan), 2963 nucleotides. RefSeq lists its product as uncharacterized. The transcript has 7 exons. The record is from RefSeq and is a predicted model, not a curated record. The annotation marks the transcript as partial. NCBI's taxonomy places the organism in Eukaryota, Metazoa, Chordata, Mammalia, Primates, Hominidae.
UGGCUGUGGAGAGACGGCGCUAGUGGGGAGAGCGACCAAGAGGCCCCCUCCCCUCCCCGGGUCCCCUUCCCCUCCCCCCUCCCCCCAGCCUCCUUGCCAAGGCCCCCUUUCCCUCUCCCCCUCCCGCUCGGCGCUGAGCCCCCAUCCCCACCCCCGUGGGAACACUGGGAGCCUGCACUCCUCAGACCCUCUCCUUGCCUCUUCCCUCACCUCAGCCUCCGCUCCCCGCCGUCUUCCCGGCGCAGGGCGCCGGCCCACCCUUCCCUCCGCCGCCCCCCGGCCGCGGGGAGGACAUGGCCGCGCACAGGCCGGUGGAAUGGGUCCAGGCCGCGGUCAGCCGCUUCGACGAGCAGCCAGGCCCCUGAUCUGGACGUAGGAGACCUGCUGCCUUUGGGAGUUCAACCUUUGAAGCCCAACACAUACAUAUUUAGACAUCUAAUCUGUCUGUCCAUCCAUCCAUCCAUCCAUCCAAUCUGUGUAUCUCUGAGAUAUCUUCCAAUAAAAACAGGACAGCAGAACACACAUACCAAAGUCAGUACUGAGCACAACACGGAAUGUCUAAUCAAUAUUUCCAAAUACAAGUUUUCUUUGCUUAUAAGCGGCCUCACUACUGUUUUAAAGAAUGUUAACAAUAUGAGAAUAUUUGGAGAAGCUGCUGAAAAAAAUUUAUAUCUCUCUCAGUUGAUUAUAUUGGAUACACUGGAAAAAUGUCUUGCUGGGCAACCAAAGGACACAAUGAGAUUAGAUGAAACGAUGCUGGUCAAACAGUUGCUGCCAGAAACCUGCCAUUUUCUUCACACCUGUCGUGAAGGAAACCAGCAUGCAGCUGAACUUCGGAAUUCUGCCUCUGGGGUUUUAUUUUCUCUCAGCUGCAACAACUUCAAUGCAGUCUUUAGUUGCAUUUCUACCAGGUUACAGGAAUUAACUGUUUGUUCAGAAGACAAUGUUGAUGUUCAUGAUAUAGAAUUGUUACAGUAUAUCAAUGUGGAUUGUGCAAAAUUAAAACGACUCCUGAAGGAAUGUGCGGAAAAGCUAUUUGACUUGGUAGAUGGUUUUGCUGAAAGCACCAAACGUAAAGCAGCAGUUUGGCCACCACAAAUCAUUCUCCUUAUCUUGUGUCCAGAAAUAAUCCAGGAUAUAUCCAAAGAUGUGGUUGAUGAAAACAACAUGAAUAAGGUAAGGAGGGCAAAAUUAUUUCCAUUAUAUCUAGAUGUGAAGCAGUUUAUUUUACUCGAGGUGUGUAUUACUUUAGGCUUAUUAUUUAAGCAAAGUAUUUCAGGGAACCAUUUAAAUUAUCAUUUUAGGUUUCUUUGUUUGAUGGACUUAGAAGAGACAUACUCAUACAUAAUUUUAUUUGGCAGAGGGAAAAUAAUACCAGGCAAUGAUCAAAGAUUUAAAAUAAUCCCUUAGUUUCAUUCUUUUGUCUGAGAAGACUAAACAAUACCUCUGUUAUUAUUAAACAUAGUUUCUCUAAUAUUCACUGCAAGGAUUGCCCUACUUGAGCUCAUCACUUUUAUAGUGUGUUAUUUGCAUGUACUUAGGGUGUGUGUCCAUAUAGUGCUACUGAAAUUAUCUAGUAACUCAUUUUAAGUAUUUUAGAACAGUUUUCAAAGAAUUUUGCCAGGAAGGUAACGCUCUCGCAUAUACCAUCUAUAGUGAAAUUGGCACCAUGACAACUGGUAAUUCUAGGAGGCUCUUAAAAUUUUUUUAAAUAAUCACCUAGGCGAUUAAAAAAAAAAAGAACAGAGUAUUAAUCUUAGGGUUUUACUGAAAUUUCAAUAUGCAGUUUGUUUUGCAAAUUUUUUUUUUUUCAUUUUUUGCUGCUUUUGGAGAAAUACUCUUAGCUGGCUAAACAUGAGAUGGGUUCCUUCAUGGUUUGCCUGUAGAUGGAGAUGUUCAGAAUCAGCUGAAUGAUUUAUUACUUUGUAGAAGUAUUGGACAGGGAAUUUAUAUAUUAAAGGGUAAAUAAAUGAACCAGGUAAUCCUUGAGAGUCUGUGAUUGCGUGUUACUCCACUUAGGGGUGUAUCUCAACUUUUCCAUUAUGAGGACACCAUUUUUCAUGGUAGAUUGUUUUGGAGCCCUUCAAAAUAGUAGGUUUGAUGAUAAAUAAUGAGUGUCAACUUGAUUGGAUUGAAGGAUACAAAGUAUUGAUCCUGGGUGUAUCUGUGAGGGUGUUGCCAAAGGAGAUUAACAACUGGCUGGGAAAGGCAGACCCACCCUUAAUCUGGGUGAUGCACCAUCUAAUCAGCUGCCAGCAUGGCUGGAGUAUAAGCAGGCAGAAAAAUGUGAAAAGAGAGACGGGCCUAGCCUCCCAGCCUACAUCUUUCUCCUGUGUUGGAUGCUUCCUGCCCUCGAACAUCAGACUCCAAGUUCUUCAGUUUUGGGACUUGGACUGGCUCUUCUUGCCUCUCAGCCUGCAGACGGCCUAUUGUGGGACCUUGUGAUCAUGCUAGUUAAUAGUUAAUAUCCCCUUUAUAUAAAUAUUCUAUUACUUCUGUCCCUCUAGAGAACCCUAAUAGAGAUUUUGGUACAAGCGGUGUGGUUCUAGAGGAACAAAAUAUUAAGGAUGAAGUUUCUUAGUUUGUUUGGGGGUUUCUGGAGUUUGCUGCUUUAUAUGAUUAGACCCUAAAAUGCUAAGGACUCUACUUCUAAUAUUGUGGAGAACACUGAUAGUUGUUGGUGUGAACUGUUCAGAGAGUUUGCAAAAUAAAUGCAUUUGACACUCCUGAUUCACCACUAAUGAGAGGCAAGGAGUUUAGUGACCCUAUACAUAAUACCUUUGACCAUAUAUGGAGAACCAAGGAACAUAAUGAAGCUGGUUGGUUGCUCCUAAAUUCAGUGGACAAAGUGGUGAAAGAAAAUGUUGAACUCAGGGAUUCUGUCUUCCAGCUUCAGAAGCAGAUACUGAGCCUCAAAUCUGCUAAGAUUGACCUGAGUGAGACCCUUAUCUCCUGUAGAAAAA